AGUCGCAACAGUGCAACGGGACGCAUGCUUUUUGAGUUGCUCAGCGCACAAAUCUGAAGUUAGAUCAUCACGUUUAACUUGCUAAAUUUAGCAGGAUUUGUCCUUCUUUUGAGCCUUCAAAAUUUCUACUUUCUUCGAACAUCCUCCAUCCUCAUUCCAGCGUAAAUCGCAGAAACCAAGAGUCUUAUGACUGAACAAUCAACAGCUCCAGGACAACUUCACGGUCCUCAAUCGAUGCCCUCGAGUGGUAUGGAUGAGAAAGUUAUCCCGCAAUGCUUGCAAGACAGGAACCUCGAGAAGAUCGCCAAAGAAUUGGGUAAAGAUGGGAAGUCGCUAGGCCGGCAGUUGGGGUUCAGCGAAGGGGAACUCCAAUGCUUUAAGAACGACAACAAAGACAAUCUAAAGGAGGAGAUCAUCAGCAUGCUUACUGCGUAUAUCAACACCAAAGCCCAUGGUGACCCCGUAAUGGAAUUACUGAAGGCUCUUAAAGAGAUUGAGCGCAUGGAUUUAUACACAAAACUGCAGAACGCGGCAGAAGAAAGUGGCGAUCACAAGUAGAGAAGACAUCGCACCCAAUCAGCAGCGUAUCCAGCUUUUGAUGUGGGGGG
This is a messenger RNA of Patiria miniata (bat star), 608 nucleotides long. RefSeq lists its product as uncharacterized. The transcript is spliced from 4 exons. Gene Ontology annotation, biological process: signal transduction. The record is from RefSeq and is a predicted model, not a curated record. The coding region runs from base 187 to 558 and encodes 123 amino acids. Gene Ontology annotation, molecular function: protein binding. Lineage: Eukaryota; Metazoa; Echinodermata; Asteroidea; Valvatida; Asterinidae.